This is a messenger RNA of Exaiptasia diaphana, 1302 nucleotides long. RefSeq names its product tumor necrosis factor-inducible gene 6 protein. Lineage: Eukaryota; Metazoa; Cnidaria; Anthozoa; Actiniaria; Aiptasiidae. Bases 102 to 563 code for a protein of 153 amino acids. The record is from RefSeq and is a predicted model, not a curated record. The transcript is spliced from 5 exons.
AUCCCGCCAUCCGCCAGCUGGUACUGCAGUUUUCUAUCGGCCAGCUCGUACCGAAAGGUUGACUUAUUUGCUGGCGAUUCUCAGAGUCCAAAUGAUAAAUCAUGAGGAAGGCGCUAGUAGAAGCAGCAUUUACUUUUUUCGUAUUGUUGGGCAUUGUCCAGAGUUCAUCAGCAAGUUGUGGACUUUCCACUCUUUAUGCUGAUGCAGGAACAUCCAAGAUUCUAACAAGUCCUAACUACCCUGCUAGCUACAAUCCAUCUGUAAAGUGUUCCUGGAAAAUUGAAUCUCGUUACAACUCCCUGAAUGUGAAGUUAAAGAUUGUUAGCUUUGAUACUACUGGGACCAGUGGAGCUUGUACAAAUGAAACUGAUAAUCUAGACGUCUUUGAUGGUGAUGAUCUAGUUGCAAGAUAUUGUGGUAGCAAUGUACCAAGAAAUUUGACCAUUUCUACUGGCAAUUAUCUAAAACUGAUAUUUACCAGUCCAAGUAAUAAAGCAAAGCAAGUCUUUAAACUGGAAUACAUGGCAGUUCAAGAUUCAUAUUGUGGCUCCAUUUCUUCUUGAUGCUGAACUAGACAAACCAAAGAUUCUAACAAGUCCAAACUAUCCUGCUAACUACCCUCCUCAGGCAAAAUGUUAACUUGGCUUAUCACAGCACCUCCAGGGCAUUUUGUAAAACUGAACUUCACUAACUUUGACCUGGGGGGCUUUGAUAAGUACUUUGGAAUAUGCAAUUAUAAAGAACAUACUUUAAAACUAACUAGUUCCAAUCAAAGCUCUUCAGUUGGUAAGUUCUUCCAGCUUGGAAAGUACUGUGGCAGCAGUGUACCUGCCAAUGUGAUUUCUUUCAAGAGAUACUUGACUUUAGUCUUUUCAAGUGUUACUACUAUUGCAAAUAAUCUUCCUACAAAACAAGGCUUCAGACUGGAGUACUCUGCGCUCCGCUCCCCUGGUAAGUAUAGGGAUUAUUAGCUUCAAAAUUAAGGAAAACAGAAGACAUUAGCAAUCCUAAUGCUUAUUUGCUGUGAAAUUGUCAUGUUUUACAUAUAGUUAUUAAACAACAUGAGCGGCCGUGUUGUAUGGGAAUUACUUAUUAAUUCCCAUACAACAUGGACGCGAAUGUUGUAAACAACUUAUUAACUCCAACACAAAUUAACAUGAAUUACAGUGAGAUAAAUGACGAAAAUGACAAUUAAGGUAACUGCAGAGUUUAGUUGCUAUUAAGCAUGCACAAUUUACUGCAACACAGAACAUUUUGAAUAAUUAUCCAUUCAACAUGGAAAGCAAGCCAUCUGUUGCAUAA